AUGCUAAAGUUAGCAUGUGUGGUGUUGCUCGCAGCGAAUGCUCUAGCCGUUGACCUCAAAGAGACAGAAAUUGUCAUGACAUUUUUGGUGCAUCGCCAUGGCGAUAGAACCCCCGUGGAGUCCACGGUAUCCUUCAGCACAGACCCUAUCAAACUGGCUGAAUUAACCAUACCUUACGGAUAUGGACAAUUGACAAAGGCCGGCAAAACCCGAGCCUACAAACUCGGCCAGUUCAUCAGGAACCAGUACAGCUUCAUAUCGCCCCAGUACAACCGGUCCGAGGUGUACAUCAGGUCGACUGACUCCACCAGAGCCAAGAUGACGGUCCUAACGGUACUGGCUGCCAUGUACCCGGCCACGGACCAUUUAUUUGACGAAGAUAUCAAGUGGACCCCGGUACCGUAUACCACGGUGCCGAUGAAGUAUGAUUUUAACCUAGCAACACUCAACUGCCCAGUAUUCUCCAACAACUACAUAAAUCUAUUACCUUCAUCGUCAGACUACAUGACCACCCAUGGCCCAGCUGUGGAUCUCCUGGCCAAGCAGACCAGUCGUCAGGUGUCGCAGCUGACACCCACCCUUGCGUUUGCCAUCGUCGACGUGUAUAAUAGUCAGCUUAGCCUCGGAAUGCCCCUGAAUGAUGAAAUUGACGCAGCAUGGCCUGAACUGCAAGCCGCCGCCGGCGCAGCCAUCGACAUCGUGUUCGGGGACGAAAACUACAUCGCUCUUGAGGCUGGGGUCCUCCUCAAUGAGUUCUACAAGGCUGCCUCUGGCGUCAUAUCAGGGUCAGAAUCCCGGAGAUUCUGGCUUUACUCUGGCCAUGACCUGAACGUGUAUGGUCUCACUGCUGUGACGAAGGUCACUGAAAGGCAGGGGGUACCCAAGUACGCUUCAGCAUACGCUCUCGAGCUGAGGAAAGUGGUGGAGAUAGGCAAAUAUGUUGUGGUGCCGGUCUACCUGCCAAGCCCAGGGGAGGACUUAAAGUACCUAGAAAUAGCAGGAUGUGGUACCUUCUGCGAUUACCAGCAGUUUGUGAACAUCACCUCCAAAUAUGCCCUGGAUGAAACCACCUGGAGAGCCAGGUGUGGCUUCUCUGAUGACCUGGUUUUCGAUGAGGAUCAUCUUGCCUAAAUCCAAAUCGGGAGGUAGUUUGUAAGUGCAUGCGUUUGACAACGUAGAUUUAAGAUUUUUAAUGAUUGAGAUUUUGACAUUAAUUUUAAUUUUUGUGACAAUUAAUAUAGAAAUGAAUUUAGGAUUUCUACAUUUUGGCUUAUUCCACUAUUCCCCGUUGACAAUCCCCGUCAACGGGGAAUAGUGAACUUUUUGUUCACUAAUCCCCGUUAACGCCAAUUGGAGCUUAUAAUGGGGAAUAAUGAACUAAAAAGUUCAUUAAUCCCCGUUAUAUUAGGAUUUUAUUUUGAACGUAAUUUCUAUUCCUAGAAAAUUGUAUUAUGUACUAGAUUGUAAGUACUUUAGCGCAAGCCAAUAGAUUUCAGUAAGGUAGCCGAAUAACUUUGACUUUGUAUUGAUAACAUACAUUCAUACCUAUUACCUAAUGGUACAGUCAAUUCCAUAUCUAUUUUUUUAUUGGAAAAACUAUCCAAAAUCGCGGAAUAUACAUGGGGGUGAUUCGGAUAGCCCUAGUGAUGGCUUCGCGCUUCGGCUUGAUACUACUUUUUGGGACACCCUGUAUAUUCACCUAACAUGUGCUGAAAUCUAUUGGCAUGCAUGAUAACUAUAAAUUAAUAUCUCUUUUGAAAGUACGCAAGACUUAUUAUUUUAGGUACAUUGCAUUUUUAUUAAAUGACUACUAUAUUUUUUAACAAUUGACUCAUUUUAGUUCGUAAGCUUUUAAUGAUUUGUGUGUGAUUUUGCAUGGGUUUGUAUUUUUUGAACUACAAUUAUUGAUAAAGAUAAUUAUACAAUUUUGAAUUAUUGGAGAAAAUAAAUGUAUUGACAUCUUUGAAACCUAUUUAAUUUCAAUAU
Ostrinia nubilalis (European corn borer) is the source of this 1986-nucleotide messenger RNA. RefSeq names its product prostatic acid phosphatase-like. The transcript has 7 exons. Bases 1 to 1131 code for a protein of 376 amino acids. Gene Ontology annotation, biological process: dephosphorylation. The record is from RefSeq and is a predicted model, not a curated record. Lineage: Eukaryota; Metazoa; Arthropoda; Insecta; Lepidoptera; Crambidae. Gene Ontology annotation, molecular function: phosphatase activity.